Molecule: messenger RNA, 1019 nt
Organism: Kockovaella imperatae
Lineage: Eukaryota; Fungi; Basidiomycota; Tremellomycetes; Tremellales; Cuniculitremaceae
Product: translocation protein Sec62-domain-containing protein
Exons: 6
Coding region: 44-982 (312 amino acids)
Biological process (GO): post-translational protein targeting to membrane, translocation
Cellular component (GO): endoplasmic reticulum membrane; endoplasmic reticulum
Source: RefSeq, a predicted model, not a curated record
UAGACUUGCUUCGGUAGCCAUUGAGGAUCAUUGGAGAACGAAGAUGCAAGGGCCAGCGGAUGCUACACCAGUCUUUGAGGCUCAAAAACGGGCACCGGCAGAACUCAAGGCCGUUGCUGAAUUCCUGCGGGGCAAGAAUGGCCCCAAGGUCCGUCGUGGAAUCUUGAAUGGCAAACGAGUGGAAUACUUCAAAGGUAGCACAGCGAUAAGAACACUCACCGGACCAGCAUACCAAAAGUCGAAGAAGGUUCCUGAAGUCAAAGAUGAAGAGGCGGCUAAAGCACUUCUGCUGAAGGUCUUACCACACGCAUUCUUUCUGCGAGUCGACAGGCCCACACUCGACCCUCCUCCACCCGCUGGGACCCCCAAGACACUCGCUCUAGCACCUUCCCAAUCAGUCGAUGAGAAAGGCUACUACGCUUGGUUCUACGACGGCUCACCCUUAUAUACCAUCCUCGGUGGAGUCGCCAUGGUCGCCGUCAUGUUAGCUGGAGUCAUGUUCCCGUUGUGGCCCAUCAAACUUCGCAUCGGUGCUUGGUACUUGUCCAUGGGUCUUUUUGGUCUCGUCGGAGCUUUUAUCGUCCUGGCGAUUGUUCGACUGAUAUUCUGGUGUAUCACUGUGAUCACCAUGAAGAGAGCCAUCUGGAUCUUUCCAAAUCUAUUUGAGGAUGUCGGCUUUGUCGACUCGUUCAUCCCCGGAUGGGCUUACGACGAACCCAAGACGAAGAAAAGGAGAUUGGUCAAGAAGUCGGAGAAGAAGGGCUCAAAGGGAUCGAAUCAAGUCAAAGUCUCGAUCGCCAAUGGAGUCGAUGCCUUUUCCAAUGGUGGUGCAAAUGCUCAAACAGCAUCCGAUGCUACGCCUGCCGUCCCAGAUGCUGUAUCCCUGCCUUCUGCCGUCGAGACCCAGAGCACUGGCGUCUCAACACCCUCGAGCGGACUGAAACACCGACAAACAACCGUGGAAGAUGCCGAGGAGGACUGAAUGCAUGUGACAUGACCAGAUGAUGCAUGGAAUGUAU